Messenger RNA from Lymnaea stagnalis (great pond snail), 6201 nucleotides. The record is from the annotation of a GenBank genome assembly. NCBI's taxonomy places the organism in Eukaryota, Metazoa, Mollusca, Gastropoda, Lymnaeidae.
AUUAAUAUUACACGUUAUUUCCACUCUAGAAAGUGUUAUUAUUGUAUAUAUAAUUAUAUUAGGGAUUUUUAAAAAAUUAUUGAUCUCUUAAUAAGCCUUAAUGGGAAUAUGAACUGGACUCGAACCAUCAUCAUUUUGACUACAGUCUUUAUGCAAGGUAGGCUGAUGAUUUCAAUGAAGAAUUACGCAAUGAAAUAUUAACAUUAAACAUAGAGACACAAUCUUGCCGAAUCUAGGCCAAGAUGGCGGGAAUCAGGUUGCAUUGUUGAGUUUGGUCAACAAUAUGUGAUCAAAUUUAUUCAUUCCUAACUGCUUUAUAGACAAUUUUUCCACAACACUGCUCAGGGUUGCCAACUCAAAAAAAAUUCAAAAAGUGUUGAAAACUAUUUUAAAUCUUCACUUUUUCUUUUUACGGUAAGCAAGGUUGUUUUUGCUUGUUUUUUAACGGAGAUUUUAAAAAUGAAACUUAAGAAGCUAAAAACAUAAUUGAAAUAUCCGUACGACUACGUUUUUACACUCUAUUGUUAUACGUUUAAAGCCCAUCACCCCCACUCAAAUUCAAGACAAGAAUAUAAUGAUUGAAUUGAGGGGCGUUCCGGCCUGUUAAUUAAAAGUAAACAUUGGUUGUCUUCAAGGUGUUUCCCGGCAGGGCCGUCUUAACAACAUAUAGGAGGCCCUGGGCACAGCAAUGCACUGGGGCCCCCUAGCAACACAGCAUACCUGGGCCGUGAAAAAGGGAGGGGUGGCGAAGGAGGGAACUCGCCCUAUGCUCAAACAGUUUGCGGGGGGGGGGGGGGAAAAAAGUUCCCCCCCCCCACCAAGAACAAAAGGGGGGGAAAAAAAAAAAAAAAAAAAAAAAAAAAAAAUAAUAAAAAAAAAAAAAAAAAAAAAAAAAAAAAAAAAUAAAAAAAAAAAAAAAAUUAAAAUAUAGAUAGAAUAAAUUAUUUGAAAUAAAUCAACAUAAUCGUUAGCGUAUUUUAUUUUUUUUUAAUUUUUUUUUUUGCAGAGAAUUGUUUUAUUAUUGGUUUAAAGUCAAUGGUCGUAAGGAUGUCAUUUUCCAUGCACAUAAAUGAAAGCCAGUUCAAACUUUUUUUGUUUUUUUUUUCUUCAUUUUACUGCGAAGCUGAUUCUUACUUUAUUAUUAUUUUUUUUUCGAUUCUUAUCUGGGUAAAAGUAAAAAAAAAAUUUUUGACGAGAGUUAUUGCCCUUUAAAUAUUUUAAAAUUGUCCAACUUUGAUUCGCAUUUACACUAUUAAUUUUGGAAUGUGCCGAUAUACAUCGUGGGUUAAAAAUGGGAAUUUUAAAUCCAAUUAAAUUGUCAAAAUCGUUCAAAAUUCAUUUAAAAUAUGUCAAGCAUGAUACCUCUGUAAAAGUGAGUCUCCUAGAAACGUGAGGCCCUGGGCCAGUGCCCACUGGGCCCGUGCCAUCAGAAGGCACUGUUUCCCGGGGGAUAUUUGGUCCGCCAUUUAUUAUAUCUCCCUGACCUAUAUUUUAUGUUUUUUUGAAUUCUGAAUAAUCUAUGAUAUUGUUUUAGAACCCGAAGCGUUUUGGGUCUCCGUGACAUAAGCCUUUAGGCCGCUUCUUUGGAUUUUAGACGGGGAUGAAAGGAAAUGGCAGAGGAAUUGGGGGGCAUACCAAAGUGUGUGUGUGUGGGGUGGGGGGGUGGGGGCGUAUAUGUUUAUUGAAUGAAGCCCAAUCUCGUUCAUUUGUUACGGGAUUUGUUAUUACAGCAUGAAUUUAUUGACGGAUUUAUUUAAGUUUUAAGUAAUAAUUGGCAUUCCUAUGCAUAUUCCUUCGUUACGUGAUGUGGCUGUUCUUUAUAUACGAGCAGUUGCUGGAUGUUAUCGGUUAGUAUGUACGGUUUUGCUUAAAAACACUAACACAAUACGUGUUUUGAGUGUAGCGAUUUGUUUUUUAAAAAAUGAAGUUAGUCCAUGAGUUUGCAAUUUAUGGAUGUGGAUAUAUUCCUUGUGUAGAUGACGCAGAAAAAAAAUGGUCUUACGGAGUGCCCUCUUUUGAAGCGAUAGCGCGAAAAUUAUGGAACAAUUUGCUUCAAUCUUUGAGGGUGGAUUAAAAAUGAUAAAAAAUAAUUUAAGAAACAUUAAAAAUGUUUUUUUUUUUUGCUUAAACAGAUUUCAAAAAACCAGAGCGCAUUUAGCAUGCUACAGGGGCAUGGAUACCAGCGCGAUAUAAAUAUCAAAAUCAAUCAAUCAAUAAGCUAGAACUUAUAGAUUAAUAUUAUAGAAAUAACAACUAGAAAUCAACUGUGAGUUAGCGACCUUGUUUUUAUGGUAAUUUUUUAAAUAUAAUUUAUUCCAUGUCUGGUGCGCACUUCUGGUGCGCAGUUGUUUAUUCCAACGGCAAGAAGCACAUGUUUUCAGAUAAAAUUUUCGAAGUGGCUAUUCGUACCCGGGUACCGGAAGUGAGAUUUUGGGAUUAAAAACUAUUUAAAAUUUAAUGUCAUUUGUUGUAGUUUAUUUUAGUUAAAGUGAAGAAUUAAAUUUACAAACAUAUAGUCCAUUCAAUUAUCUUUCAUUUGAUACCUCAUUUUGUCUUACAAACCCAUCAAUAAUAAUUUUAAUAGUUUGUUUUUUUAAAUCUUAACCUCUCACUUCUGGUACACGGGUACGAAUAGUCGCAGCCUAAAAUUUUAGUGUUUCAUUUUCUUUAUUUUCGUAAUAACUUACGUGCCUUAAAAAUUUGAUGUUUAUACUUCUAAACAACUUCUUUGUUUAAUCCCCAAAAACAGGAUUUAUGCAAAGUUGCGAUGAACAGAAUAAAAUAAUUUGCCCCGAUAGCCACCCCAACUUUUGUCGUCCAUAUGGCGCAUGCUGUUCACCCGAUCAGUUCUGCCACGCGGGGGAAGGAGAGUGUCUCACUUGCUUUCCUGCAGACGUCACACCCGACAAACUGAAAGCAUGGUGCAUAGAGCACGUCAAAAGCGGUCUAAACGAAUCACUUGUGAGGCAUAAGACCUGCAGGCUGGCGUGUCUAGCUCUUUACAGUCUACAAGAAUUAGAAAUCGUACCACACACCGGAGCAAAGAAAGGUAGCGUACAAUUCUGUUUUCUUAAAAUGUACACAUUGUUAGAGCAUGUGUCUUGACAUAACAUUACUUUACCGUAGAACUGAAGCGUUCUCCACUCUUCUCCCCCACAUCUGUUUUGUUUUUAUAUCGACGUCGCCGAUUAAAUGUGUAGCGCUGUACCAAUCCCACCCCUUCCUAGAUUGGGAAAAGAUUGUUUACGUUCGAAUACGUCCUAAUUUGUUCUAAAAAAUGCCUGAAGGUGACGCAAUUUCAAGAAUUUUUUUUUCUGGAGGGCUCCAACUUACUCCCCUAAAUAUAAGCCUAUAAGCCGGCAGCUUUUCUAGCCGGGAGAGAUUUUCUAUAUAUAUAUAUAUAUAUAUAUAUAUAUAUAUAUAUAUAUAUAUAUAGCUUUAAACGACCUUAGCGAUCUUUUUAAAAACAAAGCAGCAGCAGAUGUAUAUUUUAAUAUAUCAUUUAAAAGAGGUUCAUGGAAAGGACAUUUAAGAGAAAAACAAACAAUAAAAGCAAUCUUUUUGAAAAUAUAUUUCUUUGUUCACAGAAGAACGCGUGGAGUCAUACUUCGUGGCAUUUAUUGUUGUUCUGGUCUUGCUUCUGGUUUCACUUCUGGGUUUAAGUAUCCCACUAGUUUUCGUAUCAUACCGACUGUACAAGGAAGGGCAGCAACCAAGGGACGUCAUACCCACCCUAGAAGGAGGCCAAACGCCAACCGGUGAGUAACGUCCCGUUUCAUUGGCAGCAUCGUCUCAUAUGGAAGGUGACACAGUGUCAGGGUGGCAUUUGGGUCAAAUGGAGUUGACACUCGGGACUUAUGGGGGUAGCCAUGUUGCCAUAUGGUUGUUGUCAUAUGGUUGUGACGUUCAGCAACAUGGGAUGACUUUUGAUCACGCAGAGGGUGUCAUUUGGACUUAUGAGGUUGGCAUUUUGCUAUACUGAGGUGACAAUGGGGGCCAUUUAGUGGGUGACGCUUGAUAGACCUAACUAAUGACGUGUGCGUCCUUCCAGUUAAAACAUUUGUAUCGACGUAGGUCUGUAGUCUUUCCUUUUAAGUCUAAUUAAAUGCUAACACAAUCUAUUUUUAAGACUUACGACCCGGUGAUCCUGCAUUUUUUUCCUUACAUUACACUUACAUUUAAUUACACUGAUUUAAAUGAAAAGAAAUUGAUUUUUUAAGAUUUGCGGGAAAAAACUGUGUUUUUUUUAAAAAGGACAAUCAAAUCUUCGAAUCUGUUCGACUGAAUAGACAUCUACAUGAGAACUAGGAUUAUAUUAAAUAUUUUACGUGAUAAGUUAUAGUUCUAAUUUUCUAAUGUAAAAGUUCAAAUUACUUUUAUAAACGUCUAAGCGGGUCGAACUAUAAGUUUCAUAAACCCUGUAGAUUCCACAAUUAUAAUCUCCAUAAACCCUGUUGAUUCCCAAUCAUAAGCUCCAUAAAACCUGUUGAUUCCCAAUGAUAAGCUCAAUAAAUAAUGUUGAUUCCCAAUGAUAAGCUCAAUAAACCCUGUUGAUUAAAUUCCCAAUGAUAAUCUUCAUAAACCCUGUAGAUUCCCAAUGAUAAGCUCCAUAAAACCUGUUGAUUCCCAAUGAUAAGCUCAAUAAACCCUGUUGAUUAAAUUCCCAAUGAUAAUCUUCAUAAACCCUGUAGAUUCCCAAUGAUAAGCUCCAUAAAACCUGAUGAUUCCCAAUGAUAAGCUCAAUAAACCCUGUUGAUUAAAUUCCCAAUGAUAAUCUUCAUAAACCCCGUAGAUUCCCAAUGAUAAGCUCAAUAAAUAAUGUUUAUUCCCAAUGAUAAGCUCCAUAAACCCUGUUGAUUCCCAAUGAUAAGCUCCAUAAACCCUGUUGAUUCCCAAAGAUAAGCUCCACAAACCCUGUUGAUUCUCAAUGAUAAGCUCCUCAUGUCUGAUCCCACUGGGAUAAAUCAUUAGGUCCUUUCGCUUUGAUCAGGUCAGUGUUGAGCUGUGGUUUUACAUCAGGGUACUUACGCGACACUGACAUCAAGUUAAACCGGGAAAAACGUGACCAAACGCAUACCCCAUUUUUUCAGUUUGUUGGUCGAUUUCAUCCGUCAUUAAACUAAUAUCUGAGGUCGUAUCUUGAGAUUAAAGUCUUGUUUUUUGGUUAAUAACUUGCAGACAUUAAAGUUAUCAGUAAUUUAGUGCUUAAACUUCAUCUCUGUGCCUCUGAUAGUGCAAUUUUGUAUGAUUUUUUCAAUCUGUUGCAGGAGUGCCUCCUGGACAAAAAGCUGAGCCAACAGAUGUGACAGUCAAACAAGAAAAUACAAUUAAUGCCGAAAUUGAACGGGCUCGACCAGAUGCGGUGACACCUCGGGACGAUGGCUUACAUCAGGCAGUUGCAACAUCUCAGAUAGAUGGUACACCCCAGGCAGCUGGUACAUCUCAGUCAGUUGAUACACCGCAGGCAGCUGCCAUAUUCCAGUCAUCUGGUACACCCCAGGCAGCUGGUACACCACAGGCAGCUGGUACACCCCAGGCAGCUGGUACACCACAGGCAGCUGGCACACCCCAGGCAGCUGGUACACCACAGGCAGACCGUACGCACCAGACAGCUGCUACACCCCAGGCAGCUGGUACACCACAGGCAGCCCGUACACACCAGACGGCCGGUACACCCCAGACAGCUUGCACAUCUCAGGCAGCUGGUACGCCACAGGCAGACCGUACACACCAGACAGCUGGCACACCCCAGGCAGCUGGUACGCCACUGGCAGCCCGUACACACCAGACGGCCGGUACACCCCAGGCAGCUGGCACAUCUCAGGCAGCUGGUACGCCACAGGCAGACCGUACACACCAGACAGCUGGUACACCCCAGGCAGCUGGUACGCCACUGGCAGCCCAUACACACCAGACGGCCGGUACACCCCAGGCAGCUGGCACAUCUCAGGCAGCUGGUACACCCCAGGCAGCCGGGACACCACAGACAAGUUACGCAAAGCACGGUAAUACAAAACCCAAAAGAAGCACAAAGAGAGGGAGAAGAAAUCGAAGAAAAAACAAUGGGCCUUACAUUCAAACAACCGCAUCAGAAAGUGACUGUAAUGACGAAGAGAAUGGACUACUCUCGACUUAAAACUGCUUAGAACAGUCUUUUUAAAAGCUCUCUCACAUAGGGAUGGAUUAAUGUUGACUCCCCCC